Candida albicans SC5314 is the source of this 399-nucleotide messenger RNA. It is a transcript of the gene HTA1, whose product is annotated as Hta1p. The transcript has a single exon. The record is from RefSeq and is a predicted model, not a curated record. NCBI's taxonomy places the organism in Eukaryota, Fungi, Ascomycota, Pichiomycetes, Serinales, Debaryomycetaceae. Gene Ontology annotation, cellular component: nucleosome. Gene Ontology annotation, molecular function: structural constituent of chromatin; DNA binding; protein heterodimerization activity. Bases 1 to 399 code for a protein of 132 amino acids.
AUGUCAGGUGGUAAAGGUAAAGCAGGAACUUCCGAAAAAGCUUCAACUUCAAGAUCAGCCAAAGCUGGUUUGACUUUCCCAGUCGGUAGAGUCCACAGAUUGUUAAGAAAAGGUAACUACGCUCAGAGAAUCGGUUCUGGUGCUCCAGUGUACUUGACUUCAGUCUUGGAAUAUUUAGCUGCUGAAAUUUUGGAAUUAGCUGGUAACGCUGCCAGAGACAACAAGAAAUCCAGAAUAAUCCCAAGACACUUACAAUUGGCAAUCAGAAAUGAUGAAGAAUUAAACAAAUUGUUGGGUGAUGUCACCAUCGCCCAAGGUGGUGUGUUACCAAACAUCCAUCAAAACUUGUUGCCAAAGAAAUCAGGUAAAGGUGGUGUUAAGGCUUCUCAAGAAUUGUAG